AUGAAUCCUGAGGAAGAGUCCGGUGAAGGGGAACCCCAAGAAGCCUCAGAAGUGGGAAAAGAAAACAGUGAAGUAAGGGUCCCCCAAAUGAUAUCAGAAGAGGCAACACAUAUAAAUGCUGAAGAGACGACUCAAAAGGACGAGGAAAGGAGUGCUCCAAAAAGUAUUGAAAAAGAGAGUAACUUGGACACAAGAAAAGAAAAUAUAUACAAAAAUGUAAAAGACUACAAUAAUAUUAAUGAUAUUAUUAGCUACAUUAUUAAAGUUGGUGUAUGGGAAAUGUAUACAUAUGAGUGGCUAAUGAAUAGGAAAACUUUUCUUUACUACAAUACUUAUGUAGAAAACUAUUUUUUUUAUGAUAAAAAUAAUAAUUUGACUCCAUUUAAUGAAAAAUAUUUUUUUUUAUAUGUGAUGACAUUUGAUGAUACCGAAUUUGUAGCUAGUUUUUUUUUUAAAAAGAGUGAAAAAAAAAAAAAAAAAAAAAUUAAAUUAAGUAGUUACACCAAAACAAUGCAAGGGAGAAGGAAAAAACAAGAAGAUAGAUAUACUGUUAUUAAUGACAUGACCAAAUAUAUUGAUGCAUAUGAUUAUAAAACUCUAUUUUUUUAUAAAAGAAAUCCAUUUUAUUGUUUUUCUAUAAUUGAUGGACAUAGAGGUAUAAAGGCAUGUGAAUAUUGCAUGACUCAUAUUGUAAAAAACAUUAUUUAUUAUUUUUAUAAUCAAGACAACGUCAAAGAAGAUGAAUUUAAACUUAACUCUUCAUCUGUUACAAAGGACAAUAAAGUGGAUAUCACCGAUAAUCAAAAUCAUGCAGAAAAAUAUGCUACACAUAAAAGGGAUGUUCACAUCACAAAUCCGUCCUCCACUGCUUCUAACACUGCUUCUACCACUUCAUCUAAUACUGCUUCUACCACUUCAUCUAAUACUGCUUCUACCACUUCAUCUAAUACUGCUCCCAUCACAUCAUCUAAUACUGCUCCCAUCACUUCAUCUAAUACUGCUGCCACCACUGCUUCUGUCACAACUUCCAAAUGCGGUGUCGAUAAAAAUAAUGAAAGGAGCGAAAAUAACACGUGUGAUGAUCAUAAGACUACCGACUUGACCAGUCCACACGCCUCCACAGAGGGUGAUAAAAGUGAAACAUCAGAAAUGAGUUGCGAACAAGGAAAUGAAAUGGAAGAAGGUAAAGGUAAAGACAAAAGGAUAAUCGUUAAGGAACAAGUUCCUCAAAAAAAAAAAAGAAAAUUAGACAAUUCUGAUCUUGCAGAAAGUGAAGAUGAUGAUGAGAUUAAGCAUAACGAAAAAUGCGCUCCAGUAAAUUUGAGUGCCAAUAGUGGUGAUAAUGGAAAGGAAGAAAAUGAUAAAAACAACAGGGAUGUUCAAAACGUGGACAAUGGAAACACUACAGAAGGUAAUACCAUUCAAAACGAGCAAAAGAAACUUGUGUUUUUAGAAGAUCUAACGGAUCAAGAAAUAAUCAAUUGUAUAAAGCUAGCUUUUUUAAGAACAGAUGAACAAUUCUUGAAAGUUUCGAAAUUCCCAAAUCAUGGUUGUACUGUCGUCUCCUUGAUCAUUAUAAAGAAUAAAAUGUUUAUCGCCAAUCUUGGCGAUUGUAGAGCCAUUGGAAUUGUUAAUGUGAACAAUACACUAAGACCAGAAGUGCUGUCACACGACCAUAAACCAAAUGACCCUAAGGAAAAGGAAAGAAUAAAAAAAAUGGGAGGCGACGUCAUCUGCAUGCAAAAUGUGUUCAGAGUUAAGGCCAAUGCGAAAAAGACAAAUUUGGAUCAGUCCAGUUUGCUGGAUCGCAUACCAUUGAAAGAAGAAGUUUAUCUUGCAGUAUCGCGAGCCAUAGGGGACAAAGAUUUCAAGGAAAACAAUGUAGUAUCAGCUAUGCCAGAUGUUAUUUGCAGGGAGCUAUAUAAUGCAGACAAUUGUGAUGAAAAUUCGGAAAAAAAAAAUAUCGAAGAUAACGAAUCAUAUAAUAAAGAUGAACUGAAAAAAGAUUAUUUCAAAGAAGAUGAACCUUUUUUUUUUUCUGCUGACGAAAUGAAUUAUCUGUUUGUUGUUUUGGCAUGUGAUGGGGUAUGGGACACUUUGACAAAUAAGGAUGUUGCUCAAAUUGUGCAAUCAUACCAGCACGAUCCGGAUAAGGCUUGCAGUGAAAUUAUUAAAACUGCUUUUGCCUAUGGAAGUCAGGACAAUAUAACCGCCAUUGUGUUAAAAUUUUAUUGA
This is a messenger RNA of Plasmodium gonderi, 2235 nucleotides long. RefSeq names its product protein phosphatase 2C. The transcript is spliced from 6 exons. Gene Ontology annotation, molecular function: protein serine/threonine phosphatase activity. The record is from RefSeq and is a predicted model, not a curated record. Gene Ontology annotation, biological process: protein dephosphorylation. NCBI's taxonomy places the organism in Eukaryota, Apicomplexa, Aconoidasida, Haemosporida, Plasmodiidae. The coding region runs from base 1 to 2235 and encodes 744 amino acids.